CGUUCAUUGCCACAACUUCAACGUCUGAACCGAAUUCCAGAGGGUCCCGCGCACGAAGAUAUGAGUGCGGUAGAGAAUGCGAUAGAUGCAGCUAUCCAGUUUAUCGGGCCGUUCCUCGGGAAGGGAACCGUACCCCAGCAAGAAGCCAGCGAGUUUCCACAUCUUCUUCAAGAGUCGCUCGCCCACCUGCAAGCAAUAAACACCGCCGAACAGGUUGCUGCUCCGGACGAACCGUAUGAUGGGUCUCUCGUUGGCGUUGUAUAUGGCCUGCUCGAUCUCAUCACCUCGAUCGGUAUCCUACCUUACCUAUCCAAAGGUAUCAUCUUUAGCCAGCGGCCGAAAUCUGUUUUAGUAGUCUCGAUACCAGUCCAGCCUAGUCCUGAGCGGGAUCCUCUCUCGCAUGCUAUCGAUGUUUUGAUCCCGAUCAUUGCGCUAGACGGUGCGGGUGUGCAACCGCUUCUCGUCCAACGAAUUUUCCCAGACGUCAUAUCUGCGCUCGCAGAACUCUCGUUUUCGCCGCAAUCGAGUGAAACUUUGCAUUCCCGAUACACACCAGCUUAUGAGAAAUUAAUUGCUACUACACCUGUCUCCAGAUUACUCCCUAUCUUGACCUCACUGUUGCAACAGGAUGUUCCACCAUGGUGGAAGGCGCGGCUGACGAAGGAGCUCACCCUGAUCCCUCUUCGACCAUACGGUGUGCGGCAUACAGUAGAAUUCUUGGCAUUGUCGUACUUGUCCAAGAAUUCUCAAGUACCGCAAGACGCCUCAGGGCCGCAGUCGAAGCUGCCGCUACCACUGGAAUCUAUCACCCAAGCAGCACGAUUACUAUCUUCUGUCCCUGUCGAGAUGACUCAGGAUGAAUGGUUCACUCAGCUUGCACCCCAGCUGCUCAACUUACUGGAUGGAAACGAGGGCCAAGAGCUUAGCCGUGCAGCUGGCCAGAUCAUUGCAGGGGGCAUACUGAACAAAAAGAGCAUCGGUGCACCAAAGACAAUCGGCUGGGAACUCUUUGCCAGACCGUUGCUUGAAACGAUCUACCCAACGACAAGCCAAACAAGCGACCCGAAGAAGAACGCACUGGGCCAGAUCAUUGUGGAUGAAAAGAAUCUGCGUCGUGCUUUAAGUCGACUGGCUACCCUCACCUCUUCAUACUCGCAUGCUGGCGUUCUGAAACGACUCGUUGGGCCGAUCCAUCUACCGCUGUGGGGACUUAUCUCCUACGCAUCGUCUCACCCAUCUCUAGAUAAGGGAUGGUCAAUGCUUCCUCGUACGAUCCUCCUCCGGUACUUGACUCUCGCGUGCGAGGUACCGCGGGUCGGUAACAUCUCAAGAAAUCUUUUCUGGGAUGGCGAGCCUUCUUGGACUUUUGCUCCAGGUUCCCAAGGUGGCGUCGAAAUCCGUACACGAACUCCGGUCAACGACAAUCUGGGGAACAUGGGAGAUCUGCUUUCUCGAAUGGCCAGCGUCGACCAGUACGUCAGCGUCCUCGUUUCUUUGCUGGUGGAAGCCAAUGUUGAAGAUUCCACUGCGGGUGCAAUUUUCAUACAAUCCACCAAACGUUGGCUAUCACCAGAUUCACGAUCAGCGACUUCACUGACGAGUGAACCUGAUGUGGAUCCACUCUCGGCCCUUGUGGACGCAAAGUUCUCGGAAGCACUGGCGACGCAAUUCAAGGAGAAAUUUGCUCGUAGUCCUCAGCACAUCAUUGAGCUCAUGGGUCAGCUUUUGCACAACUUCGUACAAGAACACAAGGUAAAGAUAAAAGACCUGAAAAGUAGGAACAAGCCAACCCGCGCAAAUCUGGGCAAAAUUGCGCAGGCAUCGUCGGCCACGCCUGCUGAGAGUAGUGAUGGUGGUUCCGAGGAUCUCGUGUCAUUUGCCAUCAGUAUCAUCAGCACGAUCAUCUCGUCACCCGGUUUCCAACAGACGCCAGAAAUUGCCGAAGUCAUUGGUUCAAUGCUUCCUUCUCUACAACACCUCUCGCAGUCGAGCCACGAGCUCCCGAUUCCGCCUCUGAUUCGUAAUGCAGCAGCGAACAUCCUGCAGACCAUCCAGCCAAACUCCGCAUCGACACCUACAGCAGACCCGCUAGCCCAGCAUCGCGUAACCUUGAAGACCGCGCUCACAGAUAUAGUCUCACCGGAACCACCCAAUCGUGUCUGGGCUCUGUCAGCCAUACGCAAACUAGUCCAGGAUCCUCUGGCCUUCCCAAUCCUCGACAUACCUUCUCUGACACACACAAUACUCUCAGCAUCCGUAGCAGACGGCGAAUCUUAUGUACACACCGCAGCCAUCCCCGCCGUCGUAGAGCUGACAGUCCGCGCGCCUAACCCCACCGUUCGCAUCCUCGUCGACGCCUUCGUGGACAUCGACGAGCGCUCGCUGCGUCUCAAGAAAGAGAAGGAGAUCGAGGAGGCGCUCGACUUUCGACUUCGCGUUGGCGAGAUUCUGAACAACUUUGUUGCGGAGGAUGCGUUUUGGCUCUCUGACACGGCUGUAUCCACCAAGUACACGAGCCUGAAGCUGAUUAUUGAGGCAACAUUAUCGCUGGCUUCGCGACGCGGUCAACGCAAGAAGACGUUAGCCAAGCGCAACGAACUCCUGGAAAUAGAGCGAAAAGAUCAGGAAGAAGGGGAGGCCGCGUGGGGCGGCCCAAUUCCGAACCUACUCGACCCAGAAGCACACAACGCUGCCGAACAAGCAGAGCGUGAUGCGCUGUUCAAGAUUGUGCAGGGGUGGGAAGACACGGGGAUAGAAGAGGACGUAAGGGUUCGUGCUUCUGCGCUUAGUGUUCUGGGCAGUGUGCUGGAGAAGCGGCUUGAGCUGCUGAGUCAGGUUACGGUGGACGCGGCGCUGCAGAUGGUUCUGCAAAUUGUUACGAUAGAGACUGCCGAGGCGAAGGGGAUACUCAGACGGGCUGCGGUGCUGGUUGUUAUGGGCUUGUUGAGGGGUAUGGACGGGCUGCUUGAAGAGGGGAAAGAGAGUGUAGCAGGUUUGGGGGCGCGCCAGAUGGAGGAGGUGGAGAGAGUGAUGCGGUGGGCAAGAGACGAUGAUGUAGACGGCCUGGUCAGGGACCACGCGGGCAAUGUGGUAGAGGGCUUGGAGACAUGGCGCAUGAAGAAGUUGUACAAGAUCCGGGAUGAAGGACUCAGACUCGGACCCGAUCUGGGCCUCGAAGGACAUCUGCAAGGGUUGAACGUACAACCUCUCUCGGAACAACGGGGCACGCGCAGGAAGGGGCUGAUUGUAGAAGAGAUCGAGUAGAUUCUUUCGGGCUCUGUAGGCCCAAUGCCACUGACGCCGCCGGUUUGCCUCUCCCACGCCAACUGUUCUCGUGGUAUCAAAGUAGUAUUGCGCGUGGUCUCGUCGCCGUUCGUGCGUCGCCUCGUAUAGCCAAGACGCCGUUGUCGCGUACGUCGUUUCCGCGUGGCGACCUUCAAUCCUCGCUGCCUUUCUUCUCGAAGGAUGACUGUUGAACCCAACGAGCCUCUCUCAACCCGACAUGGCCGUGUCUUUUGAUGCCUUCGGCUCAACCUGGUCUGCCGCUCCAAUCCAGAGUACGUUGUUACACCUUAUCAGCACCUGCCCCAGUUGUCCUGAGCUCUGUCCA
Molecule: messenger RNA, 3610 nt
Organism: Paraphaeosphaeria sporulosa
Lineage: Eukaryota; Fungi; Ascomycota; Dothideomycetes; Pleosporales; Didymosphaeriaceae
Exons: 2
Coding region: 61-3264 (1067 amino acids)
Biological process (GO): protein secretion
Source: RefSeq, a predicted model, not a curated record